Messenger RNA from Seriola dumerili (greater amberjack), 2039 nucleotides. RefSeq names its product synapse differentiation-inducing gene protein 1-like (gene syndig1l). Gene Ontology annotation, cellular component: membrane; intracellular membrane-bounded organelle. The transcript is spliced from 4 exons. The coding region runs from base 422 to 1249 and encodes 275 amino acids. The record is from RefSeq and is a predicted model, not a curated record. Lineage: Eukaryota; Metazoa; Chordata; Actinopteri; Carangiformes; Carangidae.
CAGUCGACUCUCAAGGUAAACGGUUUAUUGGGGAGCGAGACCUUCGUAUUUAUAGAGGAGAGAGAUUACGAGGCUGUGACGGCGGCGACUUGCCUAGCGGAGACCUGUUCGCCAGAAGUGAUUGGCUAUUUCUUCAAAUGAGAAAGUCAGAGAAAUGUCUUUUUCUCUGGGCGACACCGUCAGCAGCAUCCCAGCCAUAAUGUACAGGCGGGAACCAGCGAGUGUUCGCAGCUUCCAGACAAUAUUUGGAUUGUCAAGAACUCAGAGGUCUCAGAGUGCUGAAUUCUGAAUGCCAUUAACAUCUUUACUGACAUCGACGCACGUCACUGAGGAGCAUAUAUCAACCAACAGUCUUCCAUUUCCUCGCUAGAGCUAAAAGCACAGAGAAGCUCCUCCUGCUCACCUUUUGACCUCUGUUGCUAUGGAGAACCUCAGUGAGCUCCAGAACCCGUUAUUGGACAAAAACAGUAAGCACAUGGUCAACGGUUAUGGGGGAGACUUCCCUAAUAACCAGUACCAGGAAAACAUUAUUAAUUAUUUUGCUGGAGGAGGAGGUGGUGGUGGAGGUGAGGGAGGAGGAGGAGGAGGAGGAGGAGGAGGAAAGGUGAAUAACAGCAACGUAGUGAGCGGAGGAGGUUACAAUACCAACGGGAAGGUGAAAUCUCAGCAACUUUUGGACGCCACCUCGCUGCAUCUGGCAGUAGAGGCCUUCUACAGGCCCAACUUCAUCCUAUACAAGGAGGACAGCGGCAGCAUUAAGGCUAAGGAAUACAAAAGCGAAUGCUGUGAGACCACCUUCACGGAGAAGAAGGCAAAGGAGGCGUCCAACACAGCAGGGGCAGACACGCCUGGCACAGAGGAUCCUCAGGCGAAGCUGCUGGAGGACGGCGAACACAUCAAAAUCCAAACGGUUUCCUACGAGGUGGAGGAGGAGGAGUAUGUGGAGUAUGAGACGGAUUGCUCCAGCGACAGUGAGAGCGAGGACAACUUCAUUGUCGUCCCUCCACGAGACCACCUCGGCCUGGCCAUCUUCUCCAUGCUCUGCUGUUUCUGGCCUCUGGGGAUUGCAGCGUUUUACUUCUCACAGGGGACCACCAAGGCGGUGAACAAAGGUGACUUCCCACUGGCCAACAUCGCGUCCCGACGGGCUUUGUUCCUCGCUGCCCUCUCCAUCACUAUAGGCACUGGUGUGUAUGUGGGGGUGGUGGUUGCUCUCAUUGCCUACCUUUCUAAACCAGGACGCAUAUAGCAGCCGCACCUUCCCUCCACGCACCUCCGGGGAACCCAGGAAGAGAACAACCCCCUCUGGGGAACGGCGUUGCUCCUGCAGACUUCGAGGAAAGUUUUUGGGGAUGUACAGUUUCUUCCCUCCACCUUCCUUUCUUUCCAGCCUUCUCUCCCUACAGGCCCUCUGUCAGCCAAGAUUAGCCACAGUGACUGGAGAGAGGUCAAGCUUGAGGGUGAGAAGAAGGGGGAUUUGGGGAUAGACAAAGUUUUUUUUCUGUUGAGACAGGGAGAGGGUUUGAGUAAUGGAAGUAUUCCAUGUUGGAGCCCAGUUUGAAUCCCAUUGACUUAAACCCCUGUUGGCUUCAUCCUCUUUUGGCUGGUUUUUAACUUCUAAGACCCCUACAGAAACUUUGUGGUGAUAGGACUGAGGUGAUAACUCCUAAGCAAUUAUUCAAGAGCCGAGGUUGAGGAUGGUUAGAAAUCAACACAAAAUCACUCUUAAACCAACUCCAUGUUAUUGUUGCUUGAGCUGCUGUUAAAUUUGGAGCCUCUCUAUGGAGUCCUGUCACCUGUCAUCUCAGUCUGCCGACCAGGACUGUCUUUAAUAGACCGCGAUCUGCCCUCAUCAACUCCAAAUACCGAGGCUACAUUUGUCCCUGGGCUGACUGCCUCGCAGUGGGAGAUAAAAAAAAAUACAUGACUAUGUGCACAGUUUCUUAAAUCAUGACAAAUGAGGGCUUUCAUUUCUGGAAAAACUUUAGAAAAAAAUACAGAACUAUUGAUAAUAGUUUCCAUCAAUAAAGAAUUAAACU